Messenger RNA from Angiostrongylus costaricensis, 1410 nucleotides. The record is from the annotation of a GenBank genome assembly. Lineage: Eukaryota; Metazoa; Nematoda; Chromadorea; Rhabditida; Metastrongylidae.
UUGCAAAUAUCUCAGUACUUCAUACGAGUUAAAUGGAUUGUCUUACGGAAAACUUUCAAUUUCGUCUUCUUAAGGAUCUGCGAAACGAAAUCCAUCAAAUUCUCACUUAUCCACUUUAACAGAAAUCACGCCACCUACAUUCCUUCGGGCUUUGAUAAUCUGCUGAUUAAUUCUUCACACAAUUACGAUCCUGCGUUUACGAUUUUUAACGCCAUUCUACGAUCUCGUCCCAACUCACCACGAGCACAUUUUGGCAGGGGUCGAGCUUACCAACUUAGAGGAGAACUGACUUCCAACGAUAUCGAGUUUACUCGUGCCAUACAAGAAUACGAAAAUGUUCUCCAAAACGAGGAAACACCGAGUGCACUGUUUCGCGAAGCAGCAUUGCGACUCAUCGAGUUAGCUAGCUUUCGUGGUGAUUUCUAUAGAUGUCUUUUAACUCACGGAAUGAAGUACAAAUUCAGAUUUCCGGAUGAAGUACAACAUCGAAUGAAUGUCGCACUAACAUUUAUUAAGAUGAAGAGGUUUAGAGAUGCAAAGAAAGUUCUUCACGAUAUCAUUGAGUACGACCAUUCUAAUGGUGUUGCACUGGCGUACUACGGAUACAUAAUUAAGGUUGUUGAUGAAGAUAACGUAGAACAGGGCGUGGCGAACAUGAAAAAGGGACUUCGUCUUAGCGGUGAUCAAAUCACUGACGCAAAGUUUUACUACCAUCUUGGGCAUGGUCUAAUGUUUCUAGGAAGAUCUUCCGAGGCGUAUGCUGUAUUUCAACAUGCCGCUUCACUUGGACUAUUCCUUUCGGCUCAACAAAGAUCUAUGUACAACAUAGAAGGACUUACUGGCAGAGCAUGGUGGAGCAGUGAGCAAACUGGAUACGCAAAGUAUCUCAAGGCAGUUGAACGUCAAUGGGUUUCUAUUCGUGCUGAAGCCACGCGUGUUCUACAAUCAGUACCCAAUUUAUGGAAGGAGGAAAACCCAACAAUUACUGUUGACGGACGAUGGAUAGCAUUUCCGCUAUUAGAAAACGGUUAUUUCAAUGUGAAGCACUGUGGAAUGGUACCACAAACCUGCUCUAUUCUGAGAGAAUUCCGCGAAAGCAGUAAUGCGAGCAGAUCUGAGAUGCGAUUUUCCGCGCUCUCCUCAGGAGCACAGAUUCUGCCACAUUGUGGUCCGACUAACAGCCGUCUACAGGCACAUCUUGGAUUGAUCGUACCGUCAGAAGCAAGAAUAAGGGUAGGCAACGAACAGCGUGGAUGGAAGACUGGCAAGUUCAUUAUAUUUGACGACUCCUUUGAACAUGAGCUACAAUUCGAUGGAGCAUCGUCUUCUUCCCUGCGUCUCAUCCUCCUCAUUGAUCUCUGGCAUCCAGAAGUCGAAUCGCGUCAGCGAUCGACUCCCAAGGAUGACUAA